ACCACUGCACGCACAUGCAUCCAGAUGCUGCUGGGGGAAGCAGUGGCGCUCCUGUGCCUAACCUGGGUCGCUUACCAGACCCUGGCCCUCCCCCGAAUCGCAGAAUGUGACCUGUCCUGCACUCAGGGUUUCAUCUGCAAGAGUCGUGUGAAGUGGAACAUCUUCAACAGCUUCUGCCGUCCACCUCCAGCAUCCCUGCCUGAGUCCGUCCUCAAGGGCCUGACGCUCUCCACCGCCAUGAAAUGUGCACCCUACAAUAACUGCUCUCUGCUCCUGCGUGUGCAGGCCUCCCUCACACUGCACGGUGAGCACAAGCCCUGCUGGUACUCAGGAUGCUUCACAGGGAGGAAGGGAGCAAAGGGUGCCUGGCCUGGUCUGACGAGCCCUGCCUGUCCCCUCCUGCACCCAGAGGGUCUGCGGGGCCUGGAAGCCUGCUCCAUGAACACUAACACCCAGGAGACAGUGUGUCAGAGUGUGCGGAUCUCCGGGGUGCCCAGCCAGCUGCAGUUCCAGGUACAAUUUAACUGUUUCAAGGUGAGCGCAGCCCAGAGUCUCUACAUCACCCUGAGGACUAUCCCCCACUUCUGUGGCGUCCAGAUAAACCAACUAUACCACGUGGAAGACUGCAGAGAUGAAGACAUGAAGAGGAACUUGCCCGACUGCUUCGCCCGGAAGCUCACCUACCAGGUGGACCGCAGCCACAAGGUCAUUCUGGCACAAGUGCAUGAGGCCCCAGGGAGCCUCGACUUCUACCUUCGGCUCUGCCUCAGGUGGUUCACCUGCGAGGACGUGGGAGUCCUGGUGCGGGUGACAGCUGACAGAACCUCCACAGUCUCUCUACCCUAUAACCAAGAGCUGCCGUGCCUGUGCCUUGAGGGCUGGUCUGCAACCCCCGACGCUGUGCGUAUCCAGAUCUGCCCCUUUGAAAAUGACACAGAGGCACUGUGGGAUGCCAUCCAAUACCACCCCGGGAGCCAGGCACUGAGCUGGGAGCCUGCCUGUCCUGUGAGUGGGCACGUGAGCCUGUGUUGGCACCCAAGGCCAGGGACCCACUGCCAAGAGCUAGAGCACUCACGCCGGCCUGUGCAAAGCAGGGUGCAGUACCUCCUGGUGGACCCCCAGCCCCAGCUCUGCCUGAAGUUCUCCACCAACCUGAGCUUCUGGAUCAGAUGCCCUUUUGAACGGUGGCGCAGCCCAGCCUGGAAGAUGAUGGUCCAGCAGGCACCCUCUCAGAGCCCCAUCCGGGUCACCUUCUUCUCGAGCAGCCCUGCCCAUUUCCAAGUGCGCCUCUGUCACCAAAGGAAGCCAGGACCCCCUACGUGCUACCCAGCUCUCCAGGCCACUCCCCUCCCUCUGGCCACUGGCAGCCAGGGGGAGCUCACAGCAGAGCCUCCAGUGGCCUUUGUGGACAUUCCAGGGGAUGAGGUCUGUGCACCUGGCACCUGCAUCCAGGGCUGGAGAACCGACGUGCACUUCUCUGCCCCCCAGCAGCUGUGUGACCCCAAGUGCUCCUGAGGCCAGGAGACUCAAAAUCAUAGGUCUCUCUGCUGUUGGCUUCUCUGUUCACAGAACCAUGGUGCUGGCUCCUAAACCUCAGGCCACCCCUGCUGAGCUGUGUUCUGAUGUCGGUGUCAUCUCCACCUGGUCCCUGGCCAUCAGUGACGUGCUUGCUCUUCUACCUCGGGGCUCUGGCUCCACUGUCCCCUCUUGUACCUUCUGUGCCCACCUUGGUGGGGAUUGCUCACAAAUGACUCGGGCCAUGGGCAGAACCCGCAUGCCCCCCUCAGUAAAUGCCUGUCCACCUGA
Molecule: messenger RNA, 1806 nt
Organism: Erinaceus europaeus (western European hedgehog)
Lineage: Eukaryota; Metazoa; Chordata; Mammalia; Eulipotyphla; Erinaceidae
Gene: IL17REL
Product: interleukin 17 receptor E like
Exons: 16
Coding region: 25-1515 (496 amino acids)
Molecular function (GO): interleukin-17 receptor activity
Source: RefSeq, a predicted model, not a curated record